Messenger RNA from Apodemus sylvaticus (European woodmouse), 625 nucleotides. RefSeq names its product ribosomal protein S14 (gene Rps14). Gene Ontology annotation, molecular function: structural constituent of ribosome; mRNA 5'-UTR binding; small ribosomal subunit rRNA binding. Gene Ontology annotation, biological process: ribosomal small subunit assembly; translation; maturation of SSU-rRNA from tricistronic rRNA transcript (SSU-rRNA, 5.8S rRNA, LSU-rRNA). Bases 120 to 575 code for a protein of 151 amino acids. The transcript has 5 exons. Lineage: Eukaryota; Metazoa; Chordata; Mammalia; Rodentia; Muridae. Gene Ontology annotation, cellular component: cytosolic small ribosomal subunit; ribosome. The record is from RefSeq and is a predicted model, not a curated record.
UCUCCACCCCCCCCACCCCGUGACCUCAGAGGUACACUUCCGGAACACGGAAGUGACCCGUUUGCCCGCCCCUUCCGCUCUCUCUUUCCGGUGUAGGAGUCUGGAGACGACGUUCAGAAAUGGCACCUCGCAAGGGGAAGGAAAAGAAGGAAGAACAGGUCAUCAGCCUUGGGCCUCAGGUGGCUGAAGGAGAGAAUGUAUUUGGUGUCUGCCACAUCUUUGCAUCCUUCAAUGAUACCUUUGUCCACGUUACCGAUCUUUCUGGCAAGGAAACCAUCUGCCGAGUGACUGGCGGGAUGAAGGUAAAGGCUGACCGAGACGAGUCCUCUCCGUAUGCAGCCAUGUUGGCUGCCCAGGAUGUGGCCCAGAGGUGCAAGGAACUGGGCAUCACUGCCCUGCAUAUCAAACUCCGGGCCACAGGAGGAAACAGGACCAAGACCCCUGGACCUGGGGCCCAGUCGGCCCUCAGAGCUCUUGCCCGCUCUGGGAUGAAGAUUGGGCGGAUUGAGGAUGUCACCCCCAUUCCCUCUGACAGCACUCGAAGGAAGGGGGGUCGUCGUGGUCGUCGUCUGUGAACGGGACUUCUCAAAUUAUUUUCUGUUAAUAAAUUGCUUUGUGUAAGCUA